This is a messenger RNA of Phyllostomus discolor (pale spear-nosed bat), 2340 nucleotides long. RefSeq names its product IQ motif containing E (gene IQCE). Bases 73 to 2325 code for a protein of 750 amino acids. The transcript is spliced from 23 exons. The record is from RefSeq and is a predicted model, not a curated record. Gene Ontology annotation, molecular function: protein binding. Lineage: Eukaryota; Metazoa; Chordata; Mammalia; Chiroptera; Phyllostomidae.
GCGCGCGGACCGGUCCAGGCUGCUGGCGGCCCGCGGAGCCCAGGAGCCGGACGGCCGGGCAGCGCCGUCGCCAUGUCUCUGGGCACCGGGGAUCCUGGUUCGGAAACGGGGGACGACAGUCUGUCUGCGAUCACCUUGGACUCCGACUGCGAGACGACAACAAAGAGAAGAAACGUCUACAGGCCUCCACCCACGUCUCCGAAGUCGCCAUACUCCUGCCAGCCGAGGGCGGUGCCGUCCUGGAGGCCCCUGAGGACGGCCGCCAGCUUGCCCUUCAGCCGCAGGACGACCUUCACCCCGCAGCAGCUGUGGCCAGGGAGUGCAAAGCCAGGCAGCGCGGCCCAGCCCCCGAAGCCCGGCCUCACCCUGGAGCGCCCCUGGGCCCACCCCCCGGGCAGCGCCCCCGACCCCCUGACGGAGGCGCUGAGAGCGAAGCGGUCGAACCUCCGGCGUUCGGCCAGCAACGGUCACGUCCCGGGGACCCCGAUCUACAGGGAGAAGGAGGACAUGUACGACGAGAUCAUCGAGCUGAAGAAGUCCCUGCACGUGCAGAAGGGGGAGGCGGACCAGCUGCGGACGCGGCUCCGGCGCCUGGAGGAGGAGAACUCGCGGAAGGACCGGCAGAUAGAGCAGCUGCUGGGCCCGGCCCGGGGCCCGGACUUCGUCUGGACUCCCGCAGACAAGAGGCCCGACACCAGCUGGGUGGUCAACGGGCUGCGGCAGCGGGUGCUGAAGCUGGAGCAGCAGUGCAAGGACCGGGACAGCACCAUCAGCAAGCUGCAGGCCGACAUGAAGACCACGAACUUGGAAGAGAUGCGGGUUGCCAUGGAGACAUACUACGAGGAGAUCUACCGGCUGCAGACGCUGCUGGCGAGAUCGGAGACCACGGGCAGGAAGCCGCCGGCGGAGAGGAAGCCCAGCCUCCGGCGGCGGAGGAGGCUGAGCAGCGCCCUGCUGAGCCUGUCGCGCAGCGUGCAGGAGCUCACCGAGGAGAACCAGAGCCUGAAGGAGGACCUGGACCGCGUGCUGAGCAGCUCGCCCCCCGCCGCCGCCGCCGGCAGGAAGGGCUACACAGAGUGGAGCAAGUCCCGGCUGCUGAGGCGGAUCGCUGAGCUGGAGAAGACGGUCAGCGCGAUGGAAGGCCCAGAGCCACAGGCCGCAGCGGCAGGCCCGCUGGGCCCCCGGGCCCUCUCCGCGUUCAGCUCCUCGCCGCAGCCGCUGCCCGGGACCGAGGACAGCGAGAGCCUCCGGGGCGCCGUGAGCAGCCUGCAGGGCGAGCGGGAGGCCCUGCAGGCCCAGCUGCAGGAGCGAGACCUGGAGGUGAGGCAGCUGCUCCAGGCGAAGGCCGACCUGGAGAAGGCGCUGGAAAACCUGCGGGGAGGAGAGCGGGCGAGGAGCGAGCGGGAGGAGGCUCUGAGAGAGGAAAUUCAGGCCCUGACCAAGAAGUUCCAAGACCUGGAAGCAGUGAAGAAGGAAGAGGAGGGCGGCCGCGUGGGACCGGCCCCCAAGGCCCGGGAGCAGCCUGGACCCCCCUGUCCUGCCGGCAGCCCCCCUCAGCAGCAGCACCCGGGGCCUGAAGCCCUGGGGGAGGACUUGGCCCAGCCCCCCCGCCCCUGCGAGGAGGGGCGGGAACAGGCAGCUGCCCGCGCGCUGCAGGCCCGCUGGAAGGUGUACAGACGGCAGAAGGAGAAGGCCACGCUGGACGAGGCGGCCACCGCGCUCCAGGCGGCUUUCAGGGGACACCUGGCGAGGGCGAGGCUGUUGCUGAGCAGAUCUCCCGGCACACCUGGUCUCCCGAGCCAGAGCCCUCCCGCACCCUGCGUUCCGAGCCCCGAGGUCCAGGCCGAAGGCGACCCGGGGCAAGAGGCGGCCAUCACCCUCAUCCAGUCCGUCCUCCGGGCACACCUGGCACGGGCCGGGCACAGCCCGAGGACACGUGCUGAGGCCCCUUCAAAGAGGUCAGCUGCUUCAGCCACGCUCUGUGGGGCCGCCUCUCCAGCCCCCGCCGCGGCUCCUGCCGGUCGGGAAGACAGCGGCGUGAGCCCCGGGGACACCUCGAGGGGACCAGCUGCCGAGGCCGGGGGGCCGAGGUCGUGGGGGCCGGGCACACCAGCAGCCCCGCAGCCCGGCAGCCCCGCCGAGUCGCCCCCGGCGGGGUGGCCGCCCCCAGGGCCCCCACAGCUGGACGACGCCUGCUCCGAUGACUCCGACGAGGUGGUUGUGGCUCCGUGUCCGGCCGCGAAGACCGCCGCCCGCCCGCCGCCUGGCCUGGGCCCCUGUCGGAACGGCUCCCUGGGCGACACCACGUUGUCUGGGGAGGGCUAGGCUGCGUGGACCCUC